Dermacentor albipictus is the source of this 504-nucleotide messenger RNA. RefSeq names its product zinc finger protein 525-like. The record is from RefSeq and is a predicted model, not a curated record. Lineage: Eukaryota; Metazoa; Arthropoda; Arachnida; Ixodida; Ixodidae.
AUGUUGGCAUCAGCCAUCACCCUGUUUCAAAGAAUCCCUGGCAGUACCAUUUCAACUCCAGCUAUGCAAGUUAACAAAGGCAUCGGCGUGAACGAAUCCCACAAGUGCAAUGUGUGCAGGCCUUGUGUCACACACAUGUCUGACAAGGCAGACGCUAGCCCCAUUUGUGAGCAGACGCUUACCCCAGAGCACUCACACACUGCCCAACAACUCAUGCAGUAUGAUGGCAAGGAGCAGUUCACCUGUCAUGCACAAGAGCACCCACAUGGUCUAGAGCCUGUUCAUGUGCAAAGAGUUACAAGUCAUAUGCUGAUGCACAUCAGUGAGAGGCUGCACAAGUUCGAGAAACCGUACAAGUCUGAGUUGGGUCCAUCUGCUUUCUGUCACAAGAGGUCACUGGACAGUCACAAGCAGCUGCAUGCUUAUGGAGUGGACCUAUGCCACUGCCAAGAGUAUGGCAAGACAUUUGCACAGAGGGAAGCCUUGGAGCAGCACCUCCAGUAG